AUGCGAGAAGGGCUACCAGUGGCAGCGGGCUUUGGCGCUGCUUUGCGAAAUGUCGGAGGCAAAGAUGGAGCCCAUGGUCUCAGCUACAGCGCUGGGAUCAGCGCGUGCGAGAAGGGCAAGCAGUGGCAGCGGGCUUUGGCGCUGCUCAGCGAGAUGUCGGAGGCAAAGCUGGAGCCCGACGUCGUCAGCUACAGCGCUGGGACCAGCGCGUGCGACAAGGGCAAGCAGUGGCAGCGGGCUUUGGCGCUGCUCAGCGAGAUGUCGGAGGCAAAGCUGGAGCCCGACGUCUUCUCUACAGCGCUGCCAUCAGCGCGUGCAAGAAGUGCGAGCAGUGGCAGCGUUCUUUGGCGCUGCUCGCCGGGAUGCGGGAGGCAAAGCUGGAGACCGACGCCAUCGUCUGCAGCGUUGGGAUCAGCGCGUGCGAGAAGGGCGGGCAGUGGCAGCAAGCGCUGGCGCUACUCAGCGAACUGGAACCCAGCUCUCAUGUAUAACUACGGGAUCCGCGCGUGCCAGAAAGGCGAGCAGUGGCAGAAGGCUCUGUCUCUGGUAAGAGAAAUCCGCGGGAUGAAAUUGGACCCAGACUUGUUCACCUGUGCGAUCGUAGCCAGCAUAUGCGAGCAUGGCGGACACUGGAAGCUGGCGCAGUCGUUGACAAGGGAGAUGUGCGGCUUGAUUGCAGCGGAAUAG
Messenger RNA from Prorocentrum cordatum, 687 nucleotides. Lineage: Eukaryota; Dinophyceae; Prorocentrales; Prorocentraceae. The record is from the annotation of a GenBank genome assembly.